Molecule: messenger RNA, 3762 nt
Organism: Chironomus riparius
Lineage: Eukaryota; Metazoa; Arthropoda; Insecta; Diptera; Chironomidae
Source: the annotation of a GenBank genome assembly
AAUUGGUUGACUUUUAAUUCUUGAAAUUAAGGAUUAAUCAACAUUUUGCAUUAAUAAAUUCCAAAAAGCUACAUUUUACCAAUAAUGAGUUUGACAAAUAAUAAUUCUGCAAGCAAUAACAAUUUGAAUCAAAACUUAUCCAAUGUACUGGAUGCAAAUAAUGGAGGAAACAACAACAUUAAUAACAAUAACAACAGAGCUCGUGAGAGCUGCUUACUCCGAUGUGCUAGUCAAAGUUCAUUAGAUGAAAGUUCACAGAAAAUUCCACGUCAAAGAUCAUCAACAGGAACAUACAAAAAUGAUGCACAUACUAAUCGCUCAUUUGACACAAUGAACGAAAUGAGAAAACAAAACUUACUCUGUGAUGUGAUUCUUAUUGCUGAUGGUAUGGAAAUUCCUGCUCAUAAGAUGGUACUUGCAUCAUGCAGUCCUUAUUUUUAUGCAAUGUUUACUGGAUUCGAGGAGUCUCGUCAAGAUCGCAUAACAAUUCAAGGAGUUGAUUAUCAUGCACUUGAAUUACUUGUCGAAUACGUAUACACAUCCGUCGUAAUUGUAAACGAAGACAACGUCCAGGUUCUUUUAACCGCCGCUAAUCUUCUUCAACUGACUGAUGUUCGUGAGGCAUGCUGUGACUAUCUUCAGUCACAACUUGAUCCAAGUAAUUGUUUAGGAAUUAGGGAAUUUGCUGAUAUUCAUGGAUGUGUGGAUUUAUUUAACUAUGCUGACUCAUACAUCCAGCAACAUUUUUCUGAAGUCGUACAGUUUGAAGAAUUUUUAAAUCUAACCGCAGAUCAAGUUGAAGCAUUCGUUAGAAGUGAUUCACUUUCCAUACCAAGUGAGGAGAGAAUCUUUGAAUGUGUUAUUGCUUGGAUACAAAGUGAUCCAUUGUCGCGACAGCAGCAUUUAGGAAGAUUAAUGCAGCAUGUUAGAUUACCCUUAUUAUCGCAAGACUAUAUUUUACAAAGAGUUGAAAAGGAACCUUUACUUCAAGGCGAUAUUCAAUGCAAAGACCUAAUUAUUGAAGCAUUAAAAUAUCAUCUUUUGAAGAACGAACAAAAAUUAAUAUUUAGUUUCAAUACACCGAGAACCAUUCCCCGUCGACCAAUUGGAAGGCCUAAAGUUCUACUUGUUAUUGGUGGUCAAGCACCAAAAGCUAUUCGUUCAGUUGAAUGUUAUGAUUUGAGAGAGGAAAAAUGGUAUCAGGCUGCUGAAAUGCCUAGCCGAAGAUGUCGAGCUGGUGUUGCUGUAUUAGGUGAUAAAGUGUACUGUGUUGGUGGAUUUAAUGGAGCCAUAAGAGUUCGGACAGUCGAUAUUUACGAUUCUGUAUUGGAUCAAUGGAGUAGUUGUUGUUCUAUGGAGGCUCGUCGCUCUACGUUAGGUGUUGCUGUGCUUAAUAGCUGUAUUUACGCGGUUGGAGGUUUUGAUGGAUCAACUGGUUUGAGUUCAGCAGAGAAAUAUGAUCCGACUACCCAAGAAUGGCGAAUGAUUGCUUCAAUGUCAACAAGAAGAUCAUCUGUUGGAGUUUGUGUGCUAAAUGGCUUGCUCUACGCUGUGGGUGGUUAUGAUGGCGCUACACGGCAAUGUUUAUCUUCUGUUGAAUCUUAUAAUCCACAAGCAGAUGUUUGGAUUGCUGUGGCAGAUAUGUCAGCUAGACGAAGUGGUGCAGGUGUUGGAGUACUUAAUGGUUUAAUUUGGUGCUGUGGUGGUCAUGAUGGACCAUUAGUCAGAAAAUCAGUUGAAUAUUACAAUCCAGAAACAAAUACUUGGCAUCAAGUUUCUGAUAUGGCAUUCUGUCGUCGUAAUGCUGGAGUUGUGGCACAUGGAGGAUUAUUAUACGUUAUUGGUGGUGAUGAUGGUACUAGCAAUUUAGCAUCAGGUGCAUCGAGUGCACCGUCUAACAACAUCAACAUUAAUGGACAAAAUGACGAUGAAAAUAGUCAGGCAGAAUCUAACAACUUUGAAGUACAAGUUCAAGUUCAAGCACAAGCCCAAGUCCAACAAAAUGGUGUAAAUCAUUAUGAAAAUGUCGAUGCUGUACCGCUCGGUGUCCCUGCACAACAGAACGAGCCGAAUGUGGCACAAAUUGUAAACCUUCAGCAGAAUAAUGCAAACCGUCCACAACCUCCCCCUGUACAACAAUAUCAUCCACAAUACCGAAAUGAUGCUUACGAUCGAAAUGGUGGAUAUGACAUUCCUAGAAAUGCUCGAAAUCAAAACAAUUAUGCAAAUGGUAAACGACGUUCAAAUUUACAUCUUGAUAUUCGACCUCGUUGUACAUCAGCAAAUCAUCAACAUCAAAGAAGUUUUGAUGAUACUGAAUCGUGCUAUUAUGGAUCAAAUAAUGGCUACAAUAUGUACGAGAGAAUUAGAGAUGAACCAUUGUAUCAAAAUGCUGCAAACAAUUCAAUGUAUGGUCGAUUGGAUGUAAUUGGACAUGGAAUAGGGAGAAUAGAACGACACUUAAGUUCAUCAUGUGGCAACAUUGACCACUAUAAUGUCGGUGGACAUUAUGCAGUUUUAAGUCACUCACAUAUUAAUUCAAUGGUGAUGAAUCAGAAUCAAAUGCCAGUUGGUUCCUCACAAAAUCCACGUGAAGGUGUAAAGUCACUAUUUAGUUGUCUAGGAGGUGAAAAUUCUCAAUCAAUGAACAGUAUAAAUGAUAGCGAUUCAAGCUCAUCACAAAAUCCAGGAUUGGUUCCUGCAACAUCACAACAACGAUCAACUGGUGCAAUACCAAAGACUAAAAAUAAGCAAAGUAAUAAGGUUUCACCCAAACCGAGCACAUCUUCUUCUACUGUUGCUACAACAUCAUCAUCCGCUUCGUCAUCAUCUGCAGUAAGUCCACCAAUUCCACCACCUAUACCAAAGGCAAAUUUCUCAAAAUCAUCAUUACAGUAUUUACUCAUGAACAAAUGGUUGCCAUUAGGACCAGAUUAUAAGAUAAUUGAUUUUAAUUUCAUGUUUAGUCGGAACUGUUCUCCAUCUGGGCAUUUAAAUGAAAUUGGGCAUGAAGGCGUCGUUCAAUUUAAUGGACAAGCUGAAAUGCUUGAUCCAAGUCUGUAUCAACAGCCAUCAAGAGAAUAUCCAAUGAUGAACAAUGGACAAUAUCCACGAAUAAUACGUAAUACACCACAACUUUCACGCUUACAUGAAACUGACGCAGAAAAUGUUCAAUAUGAGAAUGUACAACGUGGAGGAAGUGCUUUUAGGGCAAGGUCAGAAAGUCCAAGUUUUAAUGGCUCGCGACAACGAAUACAGCAAGAUGAUCCGUUCCGUAAUUGGUCCUUCAACUUUGAGAAUAAUUCAUUCAAACCUUCUGGAGCUGUUCAGAAGCAACAGCAAUCACAAAGAGAUGGAAAGCGACUCAAUGAAGGUGUAAUUAUUAAGGAUUUUCAAGAGCAAAAUCCUCGAAAGGAAUUACCAAUUGUAGAAGUCGAACAAGAAGUUCAACCACAGGAACCACAGCCUUCCACAUCAAAAUCAAAUAAUACAACUUCAACGGAAACAUCAUCUGGAUUGUUGUCAAAGACUGGAGAAAUGAAGAAAUCCGAAAAUUAUGACAAUCUUGCAAGUUUGCAACAUGAUCCACUGCCGUCAACAAGCGGAACUAUCAAUAACAAUAAUAGUGUACCAAACGGGAAGCAAAAGAAGAAAAAAUCAACAGAAAGUCAAUCAAGCGAUUCUGUGACACUUGCGGAAGAAGACGAAGAAGAUGACAAUGACGACCCUUUUGCUGAUGAUUUAGAGUCUGACAUAGAUUAG